Messenger RNA from Cryptotermes secundus, 2441 nucleotides. RefSeq names its product poly(U)-binding-splicing factor half pint (gene hfp). Bases 117 to 2081 code for a protein of 654 amino acids. The record is from RefSeq and is a predicted model, not a curated record. Gene Ontology annotation, biological process: mRNA splice site recognition; alternative mRNA splicing, via spliceosome; regulation of alternative mRNA splicing, via spliceosome. The transcript has 15 exons. NCBI's taxonomy places the organism in Eukaryota, Metazoa, Arthropoda, Insecta, Blattodea, Kalotermitidae. Gene Ontology annotation, cellular component: precatalytic spliceosome; catalytic step 2 spliceosome. Gene Ontology annotation, molecular function: RNA binding.
AGUCGAUGCGGAUGCCAGGUAGAUAGUGUUAUGGCGGUUGUAGAAAUAAAUCGACGACAUGGAUCGUUGGAAAUAUAUAGUUUAUUAAGCUUGUAGUCUUUUAACUCCGUUGGGGAAUGGCUGCAACAACAAAUUUUGGUGCAAUGAAUGGUACAUUGAACAUGUCUACUCCACCACCCCCAUUGCCACCACCACCACCGCCACCACCAGGCGACUGUGAACCUCCACUCAAGAAAAUCAAGGUGGAAGGAGAUGCCCAGCAGCCACCGUCUCCUGCACAACCAUUACAUUCAGCCUCAGAGUUUUUGCCGGGUCCAAUAUACAAUUUAGCACAGUCAGGACCUCUUGUGGCAGGUCCUGGGGCCCGGAAUACAACAAUCCCAGGCCUCCUUGGCGCUGGACUUCCUAAGCUCACUCAAGAGCAGCAGGAGGCAGUAACCCGUGCCAAGAAGUAUGCCAUGGAACAGAGCAUUAAGAUGGUGCUUAUGAAACAGACACUUGCACAUCAGCAGCUGCAAAUGGCUAGUCAAAGGAGUCAGGUUCAAAGACAACAGGCCCUCGCCCUCAUGUGCAGGGUAUAUGUCGGGAGCAUAAGCUUUGAACUGAAGGAAGACACAAUAAGACAAGCAUUUCUGCCGUUUGGUCCAAUCAAAUCAAUCAACAUGUCUUGGGACCCAGUGAUGCAGAAACAUAAAGGAUUCGCCUUUGUAGAGUAUGAGAUUCCGGAGGCUGCACAGCUGUCCCUAGAACAGAUGAACGGCGUGAUGAUCGGGGGAAGAAACAUCAAGGUAGUGGGACGCCCCAGCAACAUGCCCCAGGCGCAGUCUGUUAUUGAUGAGAUUACUGAAGAAGCGAAACAUUACAAUCGGAUUUAUGUGGCAUCUAUACAUCCAGAUCUCACUGAAGAAGACAUCAAAAGUGUGUUUGAAGCUUUUGGGCCAAUCAAGUACUGCAAAUUGGCUCCUGGCAGCACUCCAAGUAGACACAAAGGCUACGGUUUCAUAGAAUAUGAGACUCAGCAGGCUGCAUUAGAAGCCAUCGCCUCGAUGAACCUGUUUGAUCUUGGAGGCCAAUACCUGAGAGUGGGGAGGGCAAUUACCCCUCCCAAUGCACUGCAGGUGAGGCAACCCAAGGGGCCAGCAAGUGCAGCAAGUAUGAUGCCCACAGCUGCAGCUGUUGCCGCUGCUGCUGCCACUGCCAAGAUUCAGGCAAUGGAUGCAGUAGCAAGCAAUGCUGUUGCUCUAGGAUUGUCAAAAUUAGGGUCACCUGUUGCAACACCAUCACUGCUUCCAAGCAUCCCAGCACUUCCAACUGUGAUGCCCACAAUGCCUCUACAGUCAAUGCAGACGGUGCCAGGUUUGCAGACAGCAGCUCCUGUUGGGCUGUCAACCACACAUGCCCAUUCUGGCCUUUUGCCUUCAUCUGUGCCAGGCACAGCUAUCAUUCCUCCCCCCGGCUUGGCAAUUCCACAGUUCCGUGCUCCAGCUAUGAAUUCUCCAGUUACCACAACAAUAGGAGGGCAAGCAGUAACAGUAAUACCUCCUCCAGUUGUUCUCACUCCGACUGUGGUUGGCCAGCCAAUGACUGCUCAAGUAAACAGUCCUCAAGAUGUACUGCGGAGGGCUCAGGAGCAGGCACAGCAAAAGCAGCAGGAGGAACUGCAGAAGAAACUGCUGGAGGAAACCGAGCCCCAGACAUUGCAGCAGCAGGAGAACAUGUCCAUCAAGGGUCAGAGUGCACGCCACCUAGUAAUGCAGAAACUAAUGCGCAAAGUUGAGAGCCGAGUUGUAAUUCUUCGAAACAUGGUGGAACCUGAUGAUGUAGAUGAAACACUACAGGAAGAAAUCCAAGAUGAGUGCAGCAAAUAUGGUACAGUGGAAAGGGUGAUCAUUUACAAUGAGAAACAGUCCGAAGAUGACGACGAUGCUGAAGUUAUUGUAAAGAUCUUUGUCGAGUUCUCACAAAUGAGUGAAGCAGAGAGUGCCCGGGAUGCAUUAAAUGGAAGGUACUUUGGAGGACGCUUAGUGAAAGGUGAACUGUAUGAUCAAGCCCUGUUUGAUCACAAUGACUUCUCUGGUUGAAGCUGUUGAUUUCUCCUGUGGAGAAAGAUAUCUCAUAAUGCAAGCUGACAUUUUGUGUUGAGACUUCCAGGAUCUAUUUUUGUUGGACAAGUGUAAUAGUUGAGAGCAGUGAAACAUACUCCUUGUGGAAUUUAUAGAAGUGGUGUUAACUGUUUUGUGGAAGUCCCUGGAAACAGCAUUCCAAAUACUGAGAGUGAGACAACGAAGGGGUACAUGUGAUUGUACAGUACAUUCUCUGAAAAGGAAGACUUAAAUCUGUUCGAUAAUGAAUUCUGAUAAAGUCAUCAACUACAAUGUUAAACAGCAUCCAGUGGUUGGAUGGUUUUAAUGAAAAGUAGGAAUUAAAAUGUUCUCAGUAAA